Messenger RNA from Fusarium odoratissimum NRRL 54006, 5541 nucleotides. RefSeq lists its product as uncharacterized. The record is from RefSeq and is a predicted model, not a curated record. Lineage: Eukaryota; Fungi; Ascomycota; Sordariomycetes; Hypocreales; Nectriaceae. The transcript is spliced from 3 exons. Bases 150 to 4652 code for a protein of 1500 amino acids. Gene Ontology annotation, molecular function: protein binding.
CACCAAACGCCAGCCUCAUCACGUGGACUUCAUCCAAAUGUUCAGCUGAAGGUCUAGGCCUACCGCCAUGCAAGCCAAAAUAGCUUCAUCCCCGCACGGGGAUCUUCGCCCAGCCGUGCCAAGAACUGACCCAAACAUGAACAUUCAAAAUGGACGGUCUGAGUUCCGCCGUCAAUAUUAUAUCCAUCAUUGACACGUCUAUCAAAGUGAUAAAAUGGUGCUACGACUAUGCCGACGAGUUCAAGAACGAGAAGGAGGAGCGCAAAAGACUGCUUUCGGCUGUCUCUGGCCUCAAGUUAGUAGCUGAGAAGGUUAGGCAAAUCAUCAAGACACCCAGAGGAGAAAGGCUUGAAGCCUCACGAGAGCUUCAGAACACAACAGAAAAUGGGAAGAAAUCCAUGAAAAACCUCGAGGACAAGCUUUGCAAGAGCGGCAAAGUUGCCAGAAUUCUCUGGCCACUGAAGAAACAAGGUAUUGAGGAUGAUAUACAAGCGAUUGAGAAGUGCACGCAGAUUAUCCACCAGGUACUCCAAAUCGAUAUUGCUGAUAUUUUGCUCGAUGUAAACCUUCAAGCAAAACUCGCGCAACGCAAAGCAGCGAUAGAAAGCCUGCCCCUGGCCGAAGGCGCGGCGUUCGACUCACAGGCUGAGCAGCAUAAUCCUGGCUGCUUGAAGAACACACGCGUGGCGCUCCUCGCUCAGAUAGCAGCAUGGAUCGAAGAUGAAAACGCAAAGACCAUCUUCUGGUUGAAUGGCAUGGCUGGGACUGGCAAAUCGACCAUAUCACGCACAGUCGCUGCAUCAGCUCAGAGGAAGGAUAAACUUGGAGCAACCUUCUUCUUCAAACAGGGUGAGACAGAUCGCGGAAGCUUGACCAAGUUCUUCACCACUUUGGCUCGACAUUUGGCUGCCAACCAGCCAGCGUAUACAGCGCAUCUGGUGGAAAUGAUCAGCAAUGACACCGGUAUCUUUGAGAAAACAUCUCAAGUACAAUUUAAACGCCUGAUCAUCGAUCCAAUAGUGGCAAGUGCCAAAAGCCUACCCGACAGUUGUACCAUUACAAUCGUUAUCGAUGCGCUGGAUGAGUGCGAGAAAGCCGAGGAUAUCAAGCUCCUGGUCGAUUUGCUCUCCCAAACUGCCAUUAUACAGAAACCCAAGAUCCGUGUUCUCAUUACAAGUCGUCCAGAGCUUCCUGUCCGUCUUGGGUUCUCUGCUGUUGAAGGAGCGUUUCAGAACUGCAUUCUUCAUCAGAUGCCACAGAACGUGGUUGAGCAGGAUAUCGCCACCUACCUUCGGCAUGAUAUGUCAAAGAUCAGGAAAGAAUGGAAUGCCUCUGUGGCAGAAGACCGGAGGAUAGAUCCUAAUUGGCCUGAGAGCAAGGACAUCGGGAUCCUGGCAAAGAGGGCCGCACCUCUGUUUAUCUUUGCAGCUACUAUGUGUCGCUUCGUUGGCGAUCGGAAACUGGGUAGCCCUGAUAAGCAAUUGCUAAGGCUUCUUGCCCAGAACAAUACGUCAGACACCUCAAGGAUGGGCCUGGUCUAUUCACCUGCUCUCAAUCAACUCAUUGCUGGCGCAUCUGAGACUGAACGAAAGGAUAUCCUACGAAGGUUCUUCCGUAUUAUUGGGACAAUCAUCUGCCUUGCGAGCCCGUUAUCGACUACAUCUCUGUCGCGAUUUCUCGGAACACCCCGCGAUGAGAUCGAUCUCUUGUUAGACAAUCUCCAUUCUGUUCUCAGCAUCCCUACGACACCCAAUCGCCCUGUGCGCAUGCUGCACCUUUCCUUCCGAGACUACCUCCUAGACCGCUCGAACCGUGUUCAGAACCCAUUCUGGAUCAGUGGAAAAGAGAUGUCGCGGUAUCUUACCAAGGUUUGCCUUGCAACUAUGAAAAUUCGUCUGAAGGUCGACAUAUGCGGAGUACGCUCUCCGGAAACCAAGCCAGCCAACAUAACUCGGAAACAAGUAACUACUUGCUUGCCACCGGAAGUGCAAUAUGCAUGCCUUUACUGGAGUCUUCACCUACAGCUUGCGGGGCUGAAUGAUGAUAUCAUAUCGAGCCUAGAAGACUUUUUCAAGAACCGCCUCCUUAUGUGGAUGGAAGCCUUGAUCUUGAUGGGUCGGGCAUGGCAGAUCUCGGGUCUUCUGAAAGGCGUUAAAACAGUUCUUCAGAAAAUGCCAAAUGACUCCCUGGCAGGCUUCGUUCCUGAUGCCCUCCGGUUCCUCCAAGCCAACAUCUCGGUAAUAAGUUCAAACCCACUGCAGAUCUACUGUGGAUUAGUAUUCAACCCCGAGAACAGUGUGAUCAGGAAGGCAGUCAUAUCUCAAGUGCCGAAAUGGAUAACAAGUAAGCCCUCCGUAGCUGCUGAUUGGAAUUCAUGUCUUCAGGUUCUCGAAGGGCACAAAGAACUUGUGAACGCAGUAGCUUUCAGCCCAGAUUCCAAGCUCCUCAUAUCGACGUCGAACGACAGAUCAAUCCGAGCAUGGCAUUGGGAUACGGGAGAGUGCAUUCACGAGUUCAAAGAUCAGCAGAAUCCUAUCUGUUCGUCUGCGAUGUCGCCAGAUGGCAGAACUGUUGCAACAGCAUCUAACAGUGGCGUUAUUUGCAUCUGGAGCCUGACAACAGGUUCAUGCUUGGCUACUCUCGGUGCCGAGUUUUCCGACACCAUAAGCUCUAUAGCAUUCUCACCUAAUUCAAAAUCUAUAUACACCCUGUCUAGCGAUAUGGGUGUACGAUGCUGGGAUGUAGGGACCAAGAGGUGCACUUAUGAACUGCCCCCGCGCCCAGGGGCUGUGGGUACAGCAGUGUUCUCCCCUGACUUGAAGUCCAUUGCGUUUUGGAGCAGGGACAACAAAGUCGAACUUCGCGAUGUUAACACCGGGAAGUCUAUCAUUGAGCUCACUGGGUACCAGAGACGCGUCAAGGAAGUUACUUUCUCCCCCAACUCGAAGUACAUUGCCGUCCUCUCUGACCAUUCGACCUUCAGAAUAUGGGACCGUGACGCUCCUCAGAAAUGCCUACACCAGUUCUCUGGCCACAAAAAGAGAAUAAAGAUGCUUACUUUCUCUCCUAACUCGAAAGCUAUCGCAUCUGGAUCAGAAGACAACAGUGUUCGAGUCUGGGAUAUAGUCAAGGGUAUCUCCCUUGCUGAGUCGUUUGGGUUCGGUGAUGGCAUUGAGAGACUUCUCUUCUCGCCUGAUUCGAAGUUCCUGACUUCAGCUUCAAUGGACUGCACCAUGGUAACUUGGAACUGGGCUACGGAUGAGUCUGUUGGAAUCCUGCAAGGUCACUCGGGACUUGUGACUUCGAUGUUGUUCUCGCCUGACUCAUCAGUCUUGGCUUCGUUCUCCGUGGAUCAAACUAUCAGGAUAUGGGAUUGGAAGAAGGGAGUCGAUGAGUCAAACCUUCAUCAUGAUUUCGGAAAGGUAGUUUCUCUGCGAAUCUCGCCUGAUGGAACGCGGGUUGCAACUCUGAGUGCAGACAAGAAGGUUCGUGUCUGGAGCACGGCGACUAGUGUUUGUCUGCAAGAGCUCGACUGGGGAAAGUAUCUUUACCCUGAGUAUCCGUUGCUAGGUUCACCAAUCCCAUUCUUUUCUCAUGAUUCCGCUAUGGUCGGCCUGAGUCCAGUACCCCAGACAUCUCGAAUAUGGAACAUUGAGAAUGGUGAAGAGGUUCUGGCUAUGGAUGCAUGCCAUCCUGCGCAAAAGGUCUAUUUGUUUCCCUCUUCCGACUCCCAGAGAGUUGCAGUCGUCCCCCAAGGGAAAGAAGCCUUCUGUAUCUGGCAUAUGAAGGAGGGGAAGUUCGUACUCACACAGGCGCUAUCGACCCCAGGGUACGAGGCUUUCAAGAUAUUGUUCACGCCGGACCUGAAGAUCGUGAUCGCCUCCUUGCUCGAUGUUCAUGAGACAGAAACAUGUGUCUGGGCUUGGGAUUUGACGACUGCGAAGCGUCUUUGGACAAAGUCACUCCCUGGUUUUGGUAUGCGUGUUGAUAAGUCACCACUUGCUAUGUCCAUUGAUGGCUUCUGUACAGCAGCCAUUCUAGGAGAGACUCUUCAAAUUUGGCAAACAGAAACAGGUAACAUACUGAGGGAGAUCUCCAUCCCCAGAGUUACUGGAAGUGUUUGUUCGGAACUGAGCCUCACCCGUCACCUUGUAGGGCUUUUGUUCUCUGGAGACGUCCAUAUUUGGGAAUGGCAAAGCAAAAAGUGUACUCACGAGAUCUCGGGACUAGGAGCCGGAUCACGUAACUUUCGCAUUCUCGGCAUUGGUGAAUCUAUACAAACAAACUUGGGAGAAGCUCCACUCCCUGCAGAAUGGAGCUGGGGCCGCUCUGCUGUUGAAAUGCCAUUUUAUCCAGAGCUGUCUUUUGAUAUCAAGACAUGCUGGGUUCAAUACCGUGGGAAGGAUCUUCUCAGAUUGCCUGCUGAAUGUCGGGAUAGUAUUUAUGAGGUACAUGGGUUCACGCUGGCAGUAGGAUGUCAGACAGGAAGGGUCCUGAUCAUUGGGCUUAACAAGGCGGAACUCGAGAAGUCUAUUGGAACACCAAAGCAAGAACCACCGCCACAAAAGAUUCGAGAGUAUGGUGCCUACCGUGCUUUCGGGUCACGCCCAACUAGCCCUACAGAUUCUUGGAGUGAUGGAUGGAGUUCUUGAAUGGGCAAGUUCCAGGUGUUCAGUUAUCAUAGAAGAUGUCAUUAUUCUAAGAUUGCCUGGUUAUUGGUAUAUGCAUAUAGCCGUCUCCUGAACGACAGGCCACUUCCUCAAAACAGGACAAACCAACAUCUCAAGCUUCAUUUCACCAAGUAGAGAAACGAUUGUCUAUUGAAGAACAUCAGAACUUUGCUCAAGGUCAGUCAUUGGAAGUCGCAUGUCUUCUAGAGUGCUAAAACUCGCUUCCUCUGGCGAGCGGCUUUACCAAAAGACUCUGGUCUGCUUCAGUUCGUAUACCCUACUGAGCACCUCUCUUAGAGUUCUCAACGACAGAAGAUAUGGCCGCGGCAAUCUCAGGGGAGACAGAAGGUAGCGUCUGCUUCUUCUCAUUGGUCUCAGACACCCUGGUGCCCAUGUUCCUUAUGGUCUUCGAUUGUCCCUGUAGGAAUGUCAGCUUCAUGGAAGGGCGCAGGAAUUUCAUCUUGCUCCUUACAUCUUUCGCUUUCCUCGAAAUUUCAUCAGUUGCCCUCCUAGAAAAUUCUUGUGUCUCAUUUGCUUUCCUACUGAUCAUUCUCGGAUCCAUCCCCAUGCCACCAAAAGAUGAGAGUUCUUCGACUAUACGCAGCAUUGGGAAAAUACUCAUUGGCGACAUCCGGACCCACAUUGAAGCAUAGUCGGCAAAGGUCGAGAAGUAGGAUCGGAUGAUGGUAGUGCUGUUGAAGAUACACUAGAUGAACAGUUAGCAGGGUUCGUGACAUAUGAAGGUCAACUUAAACUUCGUUGGAAGUCCAGCAUGGAAUACGGCCCAAUUUUGUCCCCAUCAUUGCCGGCCUUGAUGGUAUCAACAUAUGGGUUGACAUAUUUUUCCAUGACAAAUCGAACGGCGACCGAG